AUGCGACAGCCUAAAAUCCCCCCGACUCCGAGCGGAACGAGUGUGGCGGGAAAAACGGUGCUCAUCACGGGCGCGAACACCGGUAUAGGGUUUGAAUCCGCACGUCAAUUUCUUCUUCUCCAGGCGUCGCGAGUGAUCAUCACUGCUCGUGAUGCAUCCAAGGGCAAAGCUGCCGUUGAAUCGCUGCGUCAGGACCCAGAGGUCAUUCGGACCAACCCAUCGGCGAUGAUUGAAACUUUGCUGUUGGAUCUAGAUGACUAUCAAUCCGGGGUGAGCUUCACUCGGACGGUGAGGGAGAGAGUCUCUGAGCUGGACAUCCUGCUAUUCAACGGAGGAAUGAACAUAAUGGAGUACCAAACCAGCAAGACUGGACACGAGCGGGUCAUGCAAGUGAACUGCUAUACCCACUUCCUCAUCGCCCUGGAACUUCUCCCCCUGCUCCAAGCCACAGCCACAAAACGAGGCACCCCAUCGCGACUGACGUUUGUCGGCUCCAGCACUCAAUUCUACCACUCACUGGCCAAAGCCCCCAUCGGAUCCUCCGAUUCUGCGUUGGAAUACUGGGAUGACGGCAGCAGGUUCCACAGCAUGCAUCGAUACAUGGACAGCAAACUCGUCGUCAACGCAUUCGUCCGCCACCUGGCAACUGUGGUUCCCAGCUCCGAAGUCGUCAUCAAUAACUUCUGCCCGGGGAUGGUGGUUACAGACCUUAAUAAGCACUUGCCGUCAUGGCUCAAACCGCUGCAUUCGGCUGUGCAAUGGUUUCUGGCGAGAAGCCUUCAGGACGCUGGGCGCACGGCAAUCCAUGCCACUGCAGUGACCGGGGAAGAGACGCAUGGCGAGUUCUUGGACAGUAAUAGGAUCAAGGCUGGACCACCAUUUCUGGCAGAGAAGAAAGGCGAAGAGCUUAUAGCAAAGUUGUGGAGUGAGAUGCUUGAGGAGGUGAAGCGAGAGGAUCCGGAUUUUAAGGCUGUUUUCUGA
Messenger RNA from Aspergillus steynii IBT 23096, 981 nucleotides. Its product is annotated as putative short-chain dehydrogenase. The transcript has 3 exons. The record is from RefSeq and is a predicted model, not a curated record. NCBI's taxonomy places the organism in Eukaryota, Fungi, Ascomycota, Eurotiomycetes, Eurotiales, Aspergillaceae. The coding region runs from base 1 to 981 and encodes 326 amino acids.